AUGGCGUGUAAAGGCCCUGGUACAGAUGGCCCUCUACAGACAGCCCUACUAGAAUCCACCCCUAUAGCUGCAUUCCUUGAUAAACAUCGCAGCCAAACCACCAGCCUGGCCCCUCACCUACUGAGAGCCCUCACUGCUCUAAGGGAUGACCUCACCUCAGUAGCCCAACGACAUUUCAACGCCUAUAUCAGCGGUAUCUCGACGACCUCCAUUCUACCUGCCCUGUCCCCUUCCCCUUCCCCUU
Talaromyces stipitatus ATCC 10500 is the source of this 244-nucleotide messenger RNA. RefSeq lists its product as uncharacterized. The record is from RefSeq and is a predicted model, not a curated record. The annotation marks the transcript as partial. Lineage: Eukaryota; Fungi; Ascomycota; Eurotiomycetes; Eurotiales; Trichocomaceae. The transcript has 2 exons.